Molecule: messenger RNA, 6375 nt
Organism: Rhea pennata
Lineage: Eukaryota; Metazoa; Chordata; Aves; Rheiformes; Rheidae
Gene: MAP3K14
Product: mitogen-activated protein kinase kinase kinase 14
Exons: 16
Coding region: 241-3075 (944 amino acids)
Biological process (GO): protein phosphorylation; canonical NF-kappaB signal transduction
Molecular function (GO): protein serine/threonine kinase activity; ATP binding
Source: RefSeq, a predicted model, not a curated record
GUCAGGCGGCAGCGGCGGCGGCCUCGCCCCGGGGGCCGCGGGUGCCCGGCUGGGGCCGCUUACGGUUCGCAGGGAGCCGCGAACCGAACCGGAUUAAACCGGAGCGGACUAGACCGCAGCGGCCGGGCCCGAGCGGCCCCCGCGGAAGCGCCGUGACCAGCGGUGACCGUUGGGGCGGCCGGAGCCCCUCGGAGCCGUCCCCGAGAUCACCGGCCCGGAGUGACUCUCUGAACCUGUGAAAUGGCAGUGAUGGGAAUUACAUGCCAAGGAGCUCCUGAUCCAAAUAUCAAGCACAAGAAGGAGCUCACGGCUACAAAGGGGCUGAAUGAGACAGUGAGUGAAAAGCAAAGCAGUGUUUGCAAAGUAGAAGAUUCAAAGAAAGUUGCCUUUCAUAGUCCUUGGAAAAUCCUGAAUGAUGUAAUCACCAAAGGAACAGCAAAAGAAGAAACAGAAGGAGGCUCUGCCUCAAUUUCUAUUAUUGCCCAAGCAGAAUGUGAAAACAGUCAAGAGUUCAGCCCUACUUUAUCAGAGAGGUCCUUCAUCGCUCAUAGUAAGCGUUACAGCCGGUCAGACAGUCUUGAUCAAAUCCCUAACAAUGUGGCCCAUGCAACGGAGGGGAAGAUGGCACCUACCUGUUGGAGAGGGAGGCAUCGUGGUAAAAACAGAAAGAAACGUCAUAAGAAAAGAUCCAAGCUGAAAAUACAAACAGUGGCUGCUGGCAGACGUAGCCCCAGAACUCCAGAACAAGAAAGCUGCACCCCAAUUCCAGUCCAGGAGGAUGAAACGCACCAAAGUACUCUCUACAGAAACAAUUUCUGGGUUUCAGAACUUGGCAAGGAUUUGGUCUAUGAUCCACUGCUGUUUGAGAAACCUGGGAAAGUUCUGUCCACAGGCAAACUCCAUUCACCAAGGAGCCAGUACAAAACAGAACUGCACAAGCUGAUUAGCCCUGUUCAGUGCCUUAAUCAUGUUUGGAAACGGCACUAUCAGAGGGACAGUGUUCCACAGCCUGAAACGCUUCAUCCUUUUCCGUACAACAUCAUACCUCCUCAUUUCCCACUUCUGGACAGUCCUCUCCAUGCCAUGAAACUUAAUGCUCUGGGAACAUACUUCCAUGGUGCUUUCAACUAUCAAGAUAGUGAGCAUCACUUAUCUGGCCUAAACUUAGAAUGCAGUUUCCCCAGAUGCGUCAACCAGUCCAUGAAAACCAGUUCGGACAAGAUUUCUGUGGAAGAAUACUUGGUAGACGCCUUGAAGGGGAGCGUGAGUCUCGGUGAACCGCAAAAUUUAGCCAGCCUAGCCAAAACGUGGAGAGGAGGCGGUCUGGACCUGAAGGAACAAUUCCAAGAAGCAGAUGAAAAUGAAGGCGUGCUACUUAAUGAGAAACUAAAGCCAGUCGAUUAUGAGUACCGAGAAGAGGUUCACUGGACCAAGUGUCACGGUUCUUUGGGCAUUGGCUCUUUUGGAGAAGUAUACAAAAUAGAGGACAAGCAGACAGGAUUUCAGUGUGCUGCCAAAAAGGUACAAGUUGAACACUUCCGUGCAGAGGAGUUAACAACAUGUGCUGCAAUAACAAGUCCUAAAGUUGUCCCCUUGUACGGAGCUGUGAAGGAAGGGCCUUGGGUGACUAUCUUCAUGAAGCUGAUGGAGGGUGGCUCACUGGGUCAACUAAUUAAACAGAGUGGCUGCCUGCCGGAGGAUAGAGCUCUUAGUUAUCUGGGGCAGGCUUUAGAGGGGUUGGAGUAUCUUCAUGCUCAAAACAUUCUUCAUGGAGAUGUAAAAGCGGACAAUGUGCUCUUGUCUGAUGAUGGAAGCAGGGCUCUUCUCUGUGACUUUGGUCAUUCUGCUCACCUUCAUCCAGAUGGCUUGGGAAAGUGCUUGAUCACAGGGAACUAUGUACCUGGCACAGAGACUCACAUGGCUCCAGAAGUGGUCAUGGGAAAGCGCUGCGACUCUAAAGUGGAUGUCUGGAGCAGCUGCUGUAUGAUGCUGCACAUGCUCAACGGGUGCCACCCGUGGACCCAGUAUUACAAUCAUCCUCUCUGUCUAAAGAUAGCUAAAGAGCCACCUCCUCUGAGGGAAAUUCCGCCCUCUUGCAACCCUCUCACUGCUGAGAUUAUUAAAAUGGGCCUGGAGAAAGAGCCUGUUCAGAGAGCAUCUGCAUCUGAACUGAAAACUAAGACCACAGUUGCACUUGAAGAAGUGGGAGGUGUGACAAGCCCCUGGAAAGGCGAAUACAGGGAGCCUAGACAUCUAGCUUUGAGCGAAGAAAACCAUCAACAGACCUCUCUGUCCCCCACAAUGAGCCCAGUUUCUGAGAUUGAUUCUGACCCAAAAUUGGCAGUUAAAGUUUCUUGUGCAAGCCCAGACCUACCACCACCAUCUCUGGAGCAAACAGAGGAGGUCGAGGGAACCCCUUGGAACCUGUGCAAGGAGUUAUCUGGGAUCUGGGAUCCUCCACCUUUCUCUUCUUUGGCUCCUCUGCCCCUAAAGAGCUGCAGCCACGUGGAGAGAGCAACAACCAUUUCAGAACAAGAGCUUCAGCAGCUGGAAAUAGAACUGUUCUUGAACAGCCUGUCACAGCCUUACUCACUGGAAGAGCAAGAACAAAUGCUUUCCUGUCUCAGUAUCGACAGCCCUUUUGUGUCGGAUGCCAGUGAAAAGAACUCCCUGAAGGCUUCUCAUAGCUUGAGGGACACCAUGAGCUCUGGGAUUCAUUCCUGGAACAGCCAGACAGAUGGGCAGAGUUUCAGUUGGAACAACCUGCUGAAUCGCAGUCGACACACGGACACUCCCAGCUAUUUCAAUGGAGUAAAAAUCCAGAUUCAGUUGCUAAGUGGAGAAAAUCUACACAUCAGGGAUUUCCACAGAACAAAGGUGGGAGACAUUGCCACUGGGAUAAGCAGCCAGAUACCGGUCCCUGCUUUCAGCCUGGUGACCAAAGAAGGCCAGCCCGUCCACUAUGACAUGGAGGUCCCAGACUCUGGUAUUGAGUUGCAAUGCACCCUUGCCCCUGACUGCAGCGUUAGCUGGACGUGGAGAGUCAAGCAUGGGCAACUGGAGAACAGGCCAUGAAGCUAUUUUUGCUUUGGAGGUUUUCACCUUGUUGAAAUAAGGAAUUGCAAAAGCUUCUAGCCACCUCUGCCAUCAAGCACCGUGUGCAGUUGCUGGUGUUUUGUGCUGAAGUAGGAUAGCAGUUCAGCAGCUCACUGCUCUAGGGCCUCACUUGUUGUCUGUCCUGAUCCAGUUCCAAGACAUGUCCUGAGCUCUGAUGUUCCCCAGAACAAUGGGAAUUGUAUGUUUGGGGUUUGAGUGUUAGAUUGAGCUUGAAAAUGGUGGGUAGAAAUCCCUGCUUUGCAGAGGACUACAAUUGUGCUUUCCAGGAGAGUACAGGGAUUGGAUGGGAACACUUGUUGCUCAGCCUCUGAAGUGAAGCCAGUAGUGACCGGACUUGAUAGAAGAAGGAGGCUGAGUGUCUUUAGCGUAGCUAUAGUUGUUUGUGCCGAAGGGAGCUGGCUCAUUUCCUUCUUGGUGGAGGAAGGCUUUGGGUAGUAUCAUCUCUACCUCCAGCCUUUUGCAUGGGGAAAAUUGAAAGCAAGAACUGGCUAGGUUCUUGGUUUCACCUCCCAUCCUUCCCGGCAGAUGCUUCCAUCUUGAAUCAGAAAAGAACUUUGUUCCAAGAAAGAACUUUGCUUGCAGCUCUCAUCUUCAUAUCUCCUCCCUGAAUUAGGAGCUGACACAUCCUUCUUUGGUGUUGCUACCAAAAGAGGGAGUAGAACGAUCUAGCAGGAAAGGUAAGAGGAUUGUAUUCCUUAGUGGGUAGAGCAGGAGGAUUGUAUUCCUUCGUUCUGUUUCCACUGCUGCUGCUGACUUGCAGCGACAUCACUUGAGUUGUCCCAUCUGUUCAGCUCCCCCUGGAGGGAGAAAGAACGGCGGCUCUAAAAGCUUAGGCAAGGUCUGAGUUUUGCUGCCUCAUUUAAAGAAAAAAAAAAACAAAACAAAACAAAAACAAAACCUCACUCCCAGCUAUUAGUCGAGCCAGCCAUCCUGCCUCCCUGCUGGAGAUUAUUGCCCUGCAGCAGGCUUGGCAAGAGGGAACGUGCCUGUGGCUCAGGUGCCCCAGUUCUGCGUGUGUUUUAACUCGACCUGUCUUUGGCAGCACCGACAGACUGGCACCAGGCUUUGUACUCCUCCCUCUGUGUCAAAAUGUGUUAAAGGAGGGGUAUGGACAGCUGGGGCCAUAAUGCUUUAAGCUUUUGUGAAUUUUACACUGGUUUUAGCACUUUUUUUUUUUUUUAACUUAGUUCGGAGCAUACUGAAAUUGUGUGGGUCAACUCCAGACAGGCAAGUGUUGCUAGCCCUCCUAUAACCCAGAACAAAACCAGAGGAGCCAUAAGCUUUGAAUGUACUUGUGCAGCACUGCAGUAAGUCCUUGCGCAUCCGGAAAUCAGUGUGACAGUCACUUGACAGCGUGCUGCAGCUUUUCCAAAAAGCUGCAAGUACAGCAGCCACUGAGCGGGAGCUAUUUACGUCCAGGAUGAACUGAGAAAUGGCUCCCAAGAAGCAAGAUGGGGUCCUGCUGGAUCCACGCUGGUCCUGGGUGGCACAAAGAGGCAGGAAUGUUUGCAGCUUUCUCGAGUGAAGUUCAGCUACAAAAUAGCUGGAAAAAAAAUGUACUCUGUGCCUCCCAUUUUGAGGACUUGAGUUUGCUAAGCGACUGAUGUUCUUUCCCUUUGGUUUCCAGAACAUUGACUGUUUCUUGAUAUCCUAGGCAGUGGCAUCCAUAAUCAGAAAAUUGAAGUUGGGAUGCAAGAAAAAAAGAGGAACUCUUGAAGAAAACUGUCACCACUGUGUAGUUUUUAUAGCACUUUUUGUUCUAAAGCACUUAAUACGUUGUCCAAAAUAGGAACCUAAUUAUAGCUGAAAUGCAGCCACAUUAAGGGUCUCUUUUUUGUAAACAGUUAACAUGUUACACACAUCUCUUCCAGUAAGGAGUUGAAGGAGGGGGAAGAGGCAGGUUGGUGCAAUCUCUUUUCUUCAGGUGCCGUAAAGCAGACAGAAUCUUCAGCUCUGGAGUAGAAGGCAUCGAAACACCUCUCUGGAGCUCCUGAACUGAUGGUUAGUGCAGCGACCGAACGUCCUGCGCCUAGUGCCUUCCUAGGCUUCCUCUGAAGAAGAGGAGGAGAAAAACUUGUUGAUUGUUCUUAAGAAAACGGUGGCAUAAUAGCAAUGUGUCAGUAUGAAAGAACGGUCUGUUCCCCGCCCAAAUGCUGCCGCUCGUGGCUUUCACUGUUGCCUCUAAAAUGCUUCACUGUGCAGGUGAGACGCCGCUGACCUUGCGGUAUCUCGGUUUUUGACUUCCACGACGGUCUCCACCCCAACGGUGUUUGCCUCAAGUUCUGCCGAGCAGGAGGGCAGCAGGCAGCAGCCCUCUGUUUGCAGGACUUCGGAGCCUUACUCUUCAUUUAUAGCAUUAACACUAGUCUCUAGCCACCCACACGAAUGGCUAAAAGGUGGUAAAUCCUUGUGAAUCCAGAAUGUCCGUGGUGGGUAGAUGGAGGUGCUUCUGUUUUCCGGGGCUCCCACGCCAGCAUUAGCCGGUAUCUCCAUCCUGCUUGUUUCGUCCAAAAACCUCAGUUGUAUUUUGCUGUCCCCUCAAACGAGAAAGUGAGGCUGCAGAUUUACAUGUAACCAUCGUUUACAUGAGGGUCAGACAAACAGGCUGUGGUGGCAGCUGUCCCUGUAUUAGAUGGGAAAGAUGCUUUAACUGAUACCACAAACCACUGGUGCUUUCUUACUGUCCUGAGAUGUGGUUCUGCUCUCAGAAGCAUCUCCAGGGUCUUAAUGUUUUGUUUUGUUUUGUUUUUUUCUGUCUAUCAGCUUGGGAUCGCCUUGACUCUCUCCCCUUGCCAGGACAGUUUCCUGUUGAUUUGGCCAGUCAUUUUUGCUGUAACGGGCAAAAAAACCCUCCAGCUUUCAGAUAAAGGCUGGCUGUGCAAUACUGACAGAAGAGAAAGUCAAGGAAGCUUUUUAUUAUUCACAUUAAAAUUUCUUUGAAACUGUGUGUAAUGGCAUAAUUAGUCUUUAGGACAGAACCACAGCUCAGGGUAGAGAGGAUAAAUAGCAGUAAAAGUGACAAUAUAGAUGGCUCUGGUCAUAUAGCUCCUCCCUAAAGUCUUGGGGAAAAUUGAAUCGCUAUUGGCAAAGCGACACGAAGCUGAUGAUCUCUUUGGGGCGGGCAGUACUGGUGGGGGGGAAGGCAACGGAAUGGCUAGCUUGUGUUGAACAAAUGACACUUUAUAAAGCUGUGAUUUCUUGAAAUUAACAUUUCAACUUGUAUUUUCACAGAAAAAAAAUAAAAGUGGAGGAAAAAAA